GAAAAGUCGUUGCUAUUGUGUGUGUCUGAUUCCAAAUCAUCCUCAGUACAAGUAAAUGCAGUGUCACUCAUUGUAUUGGAAACAUCAAUUGCUUGAUGGCAGUUGGGGUUAGGUACUUGAUGCAUUAGAGGAAUAUACAGCCGAUAAUUAUGGUUGGCGGCAAUUGAACAGCCCUUGUCAGUAUUCAAGCAUGAAGCAGCAAGGUUGGUGAUGGAUAGUAAAACAACUAGAUAUUGGUGCUCACAGUCUGAAACAGACAGUAUAAGCAAUGUCGAAUCACUGGUUUAUAGUGAUACUCUUGUUCAUGUCCACUCACUACCAUUGUUACAAGUCACUUGUAUCAUACUGUCAAUCUAUUGGUCCAUUAAUUCAAAUUAUUUAAUCCCACAAUUGUUAACGCAUAACUAUGUCCCUAUUCCACUGUUGCUGAAAAUUUCCUUUAAAUAGACCUGUUUGUCGCUAUUUUUUCAACUCAUACUUACCUGGCGCUCCGGUUGUGCGAUCAACAAGGCGUGAUCGGGUUGUCGGACCUCUUCCAUUGCACAAACGUGGGAGGGACGGCGAUCACAACGCCUUCGGGUGUUCGUGGGUGCAUCAUUUUUGAGGAGGGAGAAUCCUGCGUUCGCGCGGUGUUUCUCCCGUAAUCUAAUCAUUAAUAUAAGAAGAAACCUGUGACGACUAGAAUAAAGCUGUUUUGUAACU
This is a messenger RNA of Batrachochytrium dendrobatidis JAM81, 702 nucleotides long. RefSeq lists its product as uncharacterized. Lineage: Eukaryota; Fungi; Chytridiomycota; Chytridiomycetes; Rhizophydiales. The record is from RefSeq and is a predicted model, not a curated record. The transcript has a single exon. The coding region runs from base 211 to 447 and encodes 78 amino acids.